Lampris incognitus (smalleye Pacific opah) is the source of this 1388-nucleotide messenger RNA. RefSeq names its product XK, Kell blood group complex subunit-related family, member 9 (gene xkr9). The coding region runs from base 236 to 1387 and encodes 383 amino acids. Gene Ontology annotation, cellular component: plasma membrane. Gene Ontology annotation, biological process: engulfment of apoptotic cell; phosphatidylserine exposure on apoptotic cell surface; apoptotic process involved in development. The record is from RefSeq and is a predicted model, not a curated record. NCBI's taxonomy places the organism in Eukaryota, Metazoa, Chordata, Actinopteri, Lampriformes, Lampridae. The transcript is spliced from 4 exons.
GGAGUCGCUCGCCCAGAUGAGUCGAGGAAUGUAAGAAGACAAGGCGACACCGAUGGGACAAAAUGUCCCCUGAGCCAAACGCUGAAACCACAGCAGUGUCCUGCGGAUCCCUGUGGACAAGGACCUCCGGUGAAUCCGAGGCAAAGCCGAAGCAGAGCCAGACAUCCCAAGCACCUUCAACACGGGGCCAACCGCUCAACAAAGACUGAAGCUCUCACGGCGACGCAGAACCAACAUGCUCCCGUCAACCUCCCAAUACAGCAGACUGCAAUGGUUACUGACCAUGGCCGGGCUGCUCCUCUACGUGGUGGAUAUUGGAACCGACGUCGGACUGGCCCUGCAAUAUUUCAGACACUCGGAUUUUGUCUGGGCUGGACUGACUGUUGCGUUCGUAUUGGCGGGGCUGCUUGGGACGCAGAUCUUCAGUUAUGCCUGGUACAGAGAGGAUAUUACCAACUGCAUGACCGACCGUGAGGGGAACACACCCACGUUGACUGGCUUCACCGCCCUUCACUUAUUCGGCAUGGGCAUGUUCACCAGGUACUACUACCUGCUGACGGGUGGGUAUCGUGCGGUCUGGACUACGGCGUCUGACAAUGCAGAGGAAGAGAAGGGGGAGGUGCACCCGGCUCUGUUUGGCCAGGCCACCGACCUGAGCAUGCUCAAACUGUUCGAGGCCUUCCUGGAAAGUGUUCCUCAGCUCCUCCUCCAGCUGUACAUCAUCAUGCUGGGCCAUGAAGAGCGCUCAGUCAUACAAUACAUUUCCAUGGCGUUUUCCCUUUUCAACGUCGCCUGGACUUUAGUGGACUACCGCCGCUGCCUGCGCCGAUCCCUGCCCCUCUUCCAGACGACGCCCUCCUGCUUCCCCACAGUCGUUUACCUCCUCUACAAGCUCUUCACCAUCACCGCCCACGUCCUCGGCUACGGCCUCCUCCUCAUACUGAGCCCUUACAGCACCGUGGGCCUCGCCUCGAUUUGGCUUCUUGGGACGGUCUGGGCUCACUUCCUUCGGACCGACUUCUGCAAACGGAGGAUCCUGGAGUGGCUGUACAGGGCGAUCAUAGGAUUCAUCCUCACGUUCACGUUUUUCAAUGUCAAAGGACACAACACCAAAGCAGCCAUGAGCCUCUACUACUUUUUCCACGGCCUCGUUAACAUAGCCGCCCCCGUACUUCUGGUACUGCUGAAGCGCGAGACGCAGGCGGCGAGGUACUUCUUGCCCGUCGCCUCCGUGAUCUACGGAGGAACGGUGUCGGGCCUGGCGUGUCUCACGGCGUACUACACCUUCCUACACCCCAGGGAGACGUCGCGUGAGGCAGACGAGCUGGACGGCAGAGGCAACCGAACGGACGGCGAGCUGAGAAUAAGGAAGUUCCUGUGGCCUUGAC